AUCUGAGGUUCCGAACGCAUCGGAAGGCAUCGGGCCAAGAGAAGUAGAAGUUGGAAACUACACUCCGAGUCUAUACAUAGCCCAGUUAUGUUUAGCAUAUAAGAAUGUCAUCGAUAAAACCAGGGACGCGGGUUGUUCGUGGCCCGGAUUGGGCCUCAAAGAAGCAGGACAACGGUGAGGGGUUUCUGGGCACCAUCAUAUUUGUCCCCAAGGCGGGCUCAAGUGACAACCAAGUGACUGUGAUUUGGGACUCCGGUCGGGAACUCCGAUACCGUGCAGGGCAUAAUGGGAAGUACGACUUGCGAGUGUACGACUGUGCCCCCGCAGGAAUUGUACAUGACGGAGUCACCUGUAAUGAAUGUAAGGAUUCGCCAUUGAAAGGAAUCCGCUGGAAAUGCUCCAACUGUAGCGGAGUGAAUCUAUGUAGCCUGUGCUACAUGAGCGACAAGCAUGACGUGAACCACGGGUUCGAGCGUGUCGACACUUCCACCUCCCCAGUAUUGCCAGUUCCUCCACGGAGUAAGAGUAAGUCCAUUCCAGCCAAGGGCCUGUUCCCCGGGGCAGAGGUCAUCCGCGGACCACACUGGAAGUGGAAAAAUGAUGAUGGUGGUGAAGGGGACAUGGGGAUGAUAAAGGACGUAGUGACCUGGGAAAAGAAGUACCAUAGAGGGGGUGUCAGUGUGGUAUGGAAGAGUGACAACACCCCUAAAACAUACAGAGUCGGGGGAGAAGGGUGCGUAGAUGUCAUUUACACCCGCGUGAAGGGAACCGCGUCUGGAAGAGUAUACUAUCCAGAUCAUCUUCCUGUUGUUGAUGUUGUAAACCCUGGACAAAUUCUGUUCAAACCUGGAGACAAAGUGCGAGUCAAUCUGGCUCUGGAUAACUUCAAGAGACUCCAAGAAGACAACGCAGAUGGAUGGAAGGACUCCAUGAAAGAAUGCAUCGGGGAGUUAGGAACCAUUGUACAGAUGUUGUUCCAAGGAAAAUCCUGCCGUGUACAGUACAUGAAUGGCAAAAUAGAGAACAUCAACAGAGCUGCAUUGACAAGGGUCCACACGUUUACACAAGGGGAAGCUGUCACCAUUCUCUCCGACUCAACCAAGGUCAAAGAACUGCAGGAUGGACAUGGGGGCUGGAACGAUGACAUGAAGACAGCGCUUGGAAAAAAUGGCCGCAUUGUGAGAAUAGACCAAGAUGGUGAUAUCCGGAUCAAGGUUGAAGACAAAACCUGGAUCUUUAGUCCAGUCUGUAUUAAUCCGAUGGAUAAUCAGGCAGUUGCCAAAGAAAUUCCUGCUAUUCCGCCUGCUGAAUGUGUGGAUUCUGAUGUGGAUUCAGAUGUUGCAGAUACACAGUCAAAUGAUGUGGCUGAAGCUAUUGCACAGCUGUACGUGGACAUGUUACGAGGGAUGCCAGGCCACUCCGAGGGGGCGGUCAGUAUUGUGCAGGCAGCAGGUCAAGGUGACCUACAAGCAGUCAAGGACUGGGUCAAAAAUAAUCCCGAUAAGAUUGAUCAAAAAAUUGAAGGCAAGACGGCCUUACAAAUCGCCUGCUACGAGGGAUAUGUUGACAUUGUAAGGUUUCUGCUCCAAAAUAAGGCUAAUCCAGAUCUGAAGGACUCGGAGGAAGAUAGUCCAUUGCACUACAGUGCUUUUGGAGUGGAGCAUCAAACAAUGGUGGAACUCUUGAAGGCAGGGGCAAAUGCCAACAUUGUAAACAAAGGAAAACAAACACCACUCCACAUUGCUGUCGGAAAGAAAAGUCCAGAGUGUGUCAAGGUCCUAAUGAGGCAUAAGGCUGAUCCUUCAUUCAAGGACAGUGAUGGAGAUACUCCUAUGCAUGAUGCUAUCACACAGCAGUGCAGCUUUGAGAUUAUUGAGGCUGUUUUGGGCAGUCCUAAAGCCAGACACGAAGAAAACAACUCUAAAGGCUUUAAUGUCCUGCAGUGGGCAGUUAUGAAGAAUGCUGGGCCGGCUGUAAAUGUGAUAAUUGAGAAGAAUAAAUCGGUGGUUAAUGAACAGAUGUCGGAAGGCUUCACAGCCCUGCACAUUGCAGCUGCCAAUGACCAUGUGGAAAUAGCUAGCGCUCUUAUUCGCAAGGGUGAAUGUAAUAUCAAUGCUACAGACAAAGAUAAGAGGACUCCCCUGAUUAUCUGUGUAUCCCAAGGUCACACAAGAAUUAUGGAAGUGCUCAUAGCUGCAUGUUGCGAGGUCAAUGCCCAGGACAACAGUGGGAACACAGCGUUACAUGUGGCUCAGAUGAAGAAGUCAUUACCAGGGCUGAUACAGAUGAAACAGGAGGACAAAAAUGUUGGCACGAAGAUUAUCUGUGCCUUACUAGAGGCAAAGGCUGACCUGUACAUUAAGAACAAAGAGGGAAGAACUCCUCUAGAUUUGAUGGAGGAUGAAACCAUCAAACACUUCAUGAUCAUGUUGUCUGAGAAAGCAAAGGCAGCCAAAUUCCAGACGACACAAAGAGGCGUGAUGAUCCCAUCCGACUGGGUGAAAAUGGAUCGAGGGGAACCGUACAAACGCGUCCUACUUUCAUCAGAUGGUGGGAAUGGUAUGAUGGAAAAGGAGUAUCAAAUGGUGGCUGAGAAGUUCAAAAAGACGCUGGGACAGGCUAAAAUCCUACAGAUUGAGAGAGUUCAGAACCCGUAUUACUGGGAGUGUUACCAGUUGAAGAAGCUGCAAUUAGAACAGCAAUAUGGAGGCAGCGGCUGUUCCAACGAGAAAGAGUUAUUUCAUGGUACAUUACCAACCUAUGUUGAUGUCAUUUGUAAAGACAACCUGGACUUUCGAUUGGCUGGGGAGAGAGUGGGCACCUUGUUUGGGAAGGGUACAUACUUUGCCAUAGACGCCAAGUAUUCGGACUUGUAUUCACAAGUCGACAAAGAGAAGAACAAAUUCAUGUUCCUUGUCAAAGUCUUGUGCGGAAAAUGUGCUCUAGGAGACACAAAGUAUUCCAGACCCCCACCCGUUGAUCCCAAAAAUCCCACUUCAGAAUUGUACGAUUGCUGCGUGGAUAAUGUGGACAAUCCACGAGUUUUCUGUGUGUUUGAUAGAAAUCAGUACUAUCCACAGUACCUCAUCAAAUAUAAGUAAAUUCAAUGAAUUUACUUAUACAAUGAAUUCAAUAUGUGAAACGCUUUAUUUUUUACUUUUUAAUAUUUUUGUCUUAACAUGAUAAAAAAAGAUGAAUUAACAUCUGAAAGUGUAUGUGAUGUGUAUAUUUUGCUUCUCCUUAAAAUAAAAUAAACUAUAUCAACCAAAAA
This is a messenger RNA of Magallana angulata, 3271 nucleotides long. Its product is annotated as E3 ubiquitin-protein ligase MIB2-like. Lineage: Eukaryota; Metazoa; Mollusca; Bivalvia; Ostreida; Ostreidae. The coding region runs from base 105 to 3101 and encodes 998 amino acids. Gene Ontology annotation, cellular component: cytoplasm. Gene Ontology annotation, biological process: protein ubiquitination. The record is from RefSeq and is a predicted model, not a curated record. The transcript is spliced from 19 exons. Gene Ontology annotation, molecular function: NAD+ poly-ADP-ribosyltransferase activity; ubiquitin-protein transferase activity; zinc ion binding.